UUCGCUGGAUUAAAAUGACUAAAUCGCUCUAGAAUUCUAUCCAACCACAACCUGAGAAAUUUCAAAAGCUGUCCAAAUUCCCCCAAUCCUAUUCACCUCUGUUCUCCCCUCCGGCGUGGUUCAUCCAAAGGAACGAAACCGCCGCCGGCGCCGGCGCGCCGCCAUCCUCGACCUUCGAGGAAUCGGCGUGAGGGAGGGAGAAGGGCUACCAGGGAGGGCCCCACUGCGCCGGGAUUUCCGCCGGCGCCAACCCGCGCCUCGCCGCUAGGAGCGUCGAUGCUGCUAGCUUUCUGCUGCGCGCCACACGCGUCUGUCAACCCCGGCCGCUGCAGCCUUCCUCUUCCGUGCCGCCCCGCAGCUUUGCUUCCGCCUCGGGCGGUUCCUCCACCUGCCGCAUGCUUCAGUACGCUGUCGCGCACGGCUGCUGACGGCCUGACCUGCCACCGCGGCUGUCAGCCCACCCCACCACAUACGUCCGCUUGGUCCUUUGACUGCUUUACUGGAGGCUGAAUCUUACUUCUCAUCAACCACUUAAACAUCGUUAGCUUGUAUGUGAUGUGCAAGACAAAAUGACCUCUUCUGGCGAUAGGAGUCCCGAAUUAGAAGAAGAUGUGAAUGUAUGCGACAUAUGCGGUGAUGUUGGUGUGGAGGACAAGCUCGCUAUUUGCAGUAGAUGCAAUGAUGGUGCUGAACAUACUUAUUGUAUGAAAGUAAAGAUAGAAGAAGUUCCAGUGGGUGAAUGGUUGUGUGAAGAGUGCCAAGCUGAGGUACAAAUUGAAAUUGAAAAGAAGAAACUAGAAAUAUCUCAAGCAAAGGCUGGAACAAUUUCUUCAGAGAAUGAUGUGGAAGCUGAACAUGUUGGCAAUAAAAAGCCAAAUAAAGCAUUCAAGUGCAAUGAAACUAGUCGUGCUACUAUUGAUAAUACAUCUACAUCUACACCAAAAGUACAAGAUGGUGUCUCGUGCUUUGGUGGCAGUGAGGCUGUUAAUAGAGAUAAAUCAUAUCGCGAUUGUGAACAAACAUCCGGUGAGAGAAGCACCUCCUUUAAUUUGAGGUCACCGGACGGAGAGAGGCACAGUUACGAAAAAUGCAACUAUGAUGUUUCAUGUAAUUUUGAGGUCAAAGACACAUCUAAUGUGGCUGCAAUGAAUGGACAGAUAAAGAUACAGAGUGAGGUAAAUUGUGAUUAUGUUGGGCAUGUGAGUUCAAACCUGGUGAUACUAUGUGACGUAUGUGGAGAUGUUGGCAAAAAGAAGCAUCUUGCUGUUUGCAGUAGAUGCACUGAUGGUGCUGAGCAUAUUUACUGUAUGCAGGUGAUGGUUAAAGAGGUUCCACAAUGGUGGCUGUGCGAAACAUGCCAAAGCGAGGUACAGGCUGAGAAGAAAAAUAAUAAACUAGAAAACUCUCAAGUCAAGAUUGAUGCCUCUGAAGGAGAGCCGAUUGAAGUGAAAGUGAACAAACCCGCCAAUGGUGCAAACACACAAAGUUCUUCCAAAGAUGAAGUGGACGCUAAAUAUGUUGGCAGUGGAGAGUCAAAAAGACGAAAUCAUGCUUCAUUGGUUGGACAAAAUUCUCCUGAUUCCAGAAAAAGAGUUCUACUAUCACGUGGAUGUUCAUUCAAGUUUGGUACGGAGAAAGGAAAUCAUUCCACUAGCCAAGUGCCACUGUCAUUGGCACCUAAUGCUCCUAAGAACAGGAGUCAACCUCAUCAUGGAUUUGCUGCAGGUUCUCUAUCCAUGUCUGUUUCAUUCAACAGCUGCAAGAUUCCCAAGGUGAAGCAGCUUUUGAGUGAAGUUCCUCUGAAGCCCAAACAUUCGAAGGAACCUUCAUCCUCUAUCACAAAACAAGUGGGCCCAAUGAGCACACUUACCACGUCAUCAUCGUUCAAAAGGUCAAACUUUUGUGACAUAGCACAUAAGGCAAAGACUCUCAUCAAGCCAAACUCUGAGACAAGAGUGCUGAAUCCACCGACAAGACAGACCAUGAACACUAACAGAGGCACUUCUAUUGGGUGCCCCUCUGUUAGUGCGUCAAUGGCUGCUCUUGUUCCUUCACCAGCAGAAUCUGCAUUUCAACAUCUGACUAAAGGAAAUAAUAUGGUGGAGUCGAGUUAUGUAAGCAUUCCUUAUGGACAGAGCAGCAAAACUCUUGAGGUGGUUUUGAGCUGUGGAGGACUGGAGGAUCACCUGAGCUUUGUGAUGGUUUUCAAGCCCACCUAUCAUGUUCUGCAUCACCAAAACUGCUUGAGCUAGCAAAGAAAUUCCCUUCUAAAAUCCAGCUUGAGGAACUUCCUCGUGAUAAUGUAUGGCCCCUACAAUUUCAGGAAAAUUGUCCCACAUUUGACAGUAUUGGUCUUUUCUUCUUUGCUAGAGAUAUUCAGAGCUAUGAAAAUCAUUACAGCAAGCUAGUGGAAAAUAUAAUAAAGUGUGAUUUAGCACUCAGAGGAAAUAUUGAUACUGCUGAAUUGCUCAUAUUUGCUUCCAGUACCCUAUCAAAGAACUGCCAAAGAUGGAACAUGCUCAUUUUUCUGUGGGGUGUGCUGAGAGUUGGGACCAAUAAUCCUUUGAGUCUUCCACUUGACACAACCGGAGGGUGACCCCAAACAUGGAUGAAAAUGGGACUACCGGAUUCCAGCACUACUCCCUAUGAAACUACCCAAACCUGUUGGCUACAAAGGACCACGGUACCACAGGGGUCUGAGGCGGUCUAAAGUAAACUUUCUAUUUCAGCACACCAAGAUAAGCUGUUGGGAUCUUCUGAUUUUAAUGGUGUUGAAGUUACUCUUGAUGUGCUUGCCACACCAGUUCACUGCUCCGACUCCACAAUCCAUGAAG
Setaria italica (foxtail millet) is the source of this 2834-nucleotide messenger RNA. RefSeq lists its product as uncharacterized. NCBI's taxonomy places the organism in Eukaryota, Viridiplantae, Streptophyta, Magnoliopsida, Poales, Poaceae. The transcript has 14 exons. The record is from RefSeq and is a predicted model, not a curated record. The coding region runs from base 570 to 2252 and encodes 560 amino acids.